Molecule: messenger RNA, 1588 nt
Organism: Baudoinia panamericana UAMH 10762
Lineage: Eukaryota; Fungi; Ascomycota; Dothideomycetes; Mycosphaerellales; Teratosphaeriaceae
Exons: 3
Coding region: 384-1313 (309 amino acids)
Cellular component (GO): membrane
Molecular function (GO): signaling receptor activity
Source: RefSeq, a predicted model, not a curated record
GCAUACGCCUUCAACUUGCGCCUCUCCGCAUAAUGUGCCGGUCUAGGUUGAUAUCAUUGUUGGAGGCAAUCGCAAGUAGAGUGGGGUCGGUGUGCAUGCAGGCUUUGGCCGACAUCGAAAACGGGCAGGAACGCUUCGGACCAAUACUUUCCACCUCAACGCUUGACUACGGCCGAAUAUUGACCCAUGAGCGAUCAAUGAAUGUGUAUUCACUCAACGUAGUACGCGCGGGCGGCGACUUAGUCCUGUACCUCUGCCCUACUUUCUCGUGGUCCGAAGCGACGACAAACACGACUGUAGUGAACAGCAUCUGCAGAUCGAUGUAAUAGGGUAUCAAUUAGAUCCUUAGAGUUCGAACUGGACGAGGCUUCGCUCUGCUCACCAUGGACGAUAAGGUCGAUCUGGUAACCAAGGCAGAAAUCAAAACGCAGGAGGCCCUGACCGUCCUCUGGAACGACCUGCCAAUCUGGCUACAAGACAACCAUUAUAUACAUUCGGGCUAUAGGCCACAAUCUAAUUCAUACAUGAAGUCGGCCGCGAGCCUAGGGUAUUUGCACAACGAAAGCGUCAACGUUUGGACCCAUUUGCUGGGAGCAAUCAUUGCCGCGAUCGCUGGUACGGUCCUUUGGACGGCUAUCAAGCCUCGCUUCAAUAUGGCAACGAAUGACGAUGUCAAGGUCUUCGGCUGCUACUUCCUUGGAGCGGUACUAUGCUUGGGCAUGAGUGCGACCUAUCAUACCAUCUGUAAUCACAGCCCGGCCGUUGCAAAGUUUGGCAAUCGCUUGGACUACAUUGGCAUCAUCCUGCUCAUCUGGGGGAGCUUUAUCCCAUCAAUCUAUUACGGGUUUGGUAGCGAACCAGGGCUUGUCAGGCUCUACUGGGCUAUGAUCACUUCAAUCGGCGUAGGUACUCUCGCUGUCGUCACUUUGCCUAGAUUCAGAUCACCGGAAUUGCGGCCCGUUCGAGCUGCAAUGUUCGUGGCAAUGGGCUUGAGCGCAGUGUUCCCCGUAAUACAUGGCGCCUGGAGAUAUGGUGCAGCGCAAAUGGAGAGACAAAUGGGUCUCUCGUGGGUCAUAAGCCAGGGUGUGCUGUACAUAGCUGGUGCAGUCAUAUAUGCCGCACGGAUACCAGAGCGCUUCAAGCCAGGUGCCUUCGACCUUUUCGGCCACUCGCACCAGAUCUUCCAUGUGCUCGUCCUACUGGCGGCGGCAACUCAUCUGGUAGGUUUACUGAAGGCCUUCGACUAUGAGCACAGUCACCGCAGCGGACUCUUUGACGCAUACAGCAGCGUGCGGGAUGUUGGUAGAAAAUAGAGAAAGCUGUGCCCUUGCUAGCAGCGCGUGCUUCAUCUGGCGACAGCGCUGGUUGAGAACCUGUGCAUACCGCUGCAACGCCGUCAAGGGCAACCCCACGGUGCCCACUUAAUGCAACUCUCAAAAGUACGUCAAGCUUGCCAAGCUAAUGCGGCCUAUUACAGCUCCUAAAGCCAUAUUGGGAUGCACACGGUGGCGAAGAGCUGAGAUGGCAUAUGAGUCCACGACGCAAUCGCCCCCGAAGCGAACUGUAUAUGCACGUUAGAGCUGCCGCC